Messenger RNA from Ruditapes philippinarum (Manila clam), 1472 nucleotides. Its product is annotated as peroxisomal sarcosine oxidase-like. The record is from RefSeq and is a predicted model, not a curated record. Gene Ontology annotation, molecular function: flavin adenine dinucleotide binding; sarcosine oxidase activity; L-pipecolate oxidase activity. The transcript has 8 exons. Bases 116 to 1312 code for a protein of 398 amino acids. Gene Ontology annotation, cellular component: peroxisome. NCBI's taxonomy places the organism in Eukaryota, Metazoa, Mollusca, Bivalvia, Venerida, Veneridae.
UGCGACUAUAUUAACGUGCAAGUAUAAAUCUUGCAGUAUAAAUGUAGUUAGAUAGUACAUUGUAUUGAAGUAAUAUCUAUGUAUAUGUAAACACUGAUAAUAGCUAUACAUAUAUAUGAAAACUCAUAACACAGGAUAUUCUGCCAAGUUAAACAUGUCGAAUCAGGGAAUUAUUUAUGAUGCAAUAGUGGUGGGAGCGGGGAUUGAGGGCUCGUCAACGGCGUACCACCUUGCCAAGAGUGGUAAAAAGACAUUACUUCUUGAACAGUUCCCAUUACCACACAGUAGGGGAAGUUCCCAUGGACAGUCCCGGAUCACGAGGAAGGCGUACGGGCCUCAGGAACACUACACGAUUAUGAUGGAAGAGUCGUACAGACUAACGGACGUACUAGAAUCAGAAUGCGGGGAACAACUCUUCAUAAACUGCGGCUGUCUUGCUUUCGGUCCAAAAGAUCACCCUUUUGUUUCCGGUGCAGUGGAGGCUUUGUCACGUCACGGUGCCCCGCAUGAUGUUUUCAACGUUGAGGAGCAACGCAGAAGAUAUCCGUAUUUGGCGUUACCGAGUGAUUUUAAAGUUGUUCUUGACAAAACAGGAGGACUUCUUAGAGCUGAUAAAAUUUUGCAAGCGUUUCAGAAACAGUUUCAACGUUUUGGUGGCACUUUACUUGACGGGGAACCUAUGUUAGACCUUUAUCCUGGGGAUAUAGUAUCAAUUAAGACCACAAAAGGAGUUCAUAGGGCAAGAAGUGUUGUGCUGGCCCUUGGUGCAUGGGCAGCUAAGUUCUUGCCUCGCAUUGGAGUCAAUGUGCCUUUGGAGCCAUUGAAGAUAACAGUGUGUUAUUGGGAGGAAAAGAAUGGAAAACAUUUCAGUAUUGAGAAUUUUCCGACUUUUAUGUCCGAAUCCGGUACCGGUAAUAACACCAUUUAUGGUCUCCCAUCUGAAGAGUACCCAGGCCUUGUCAAGAUAUGCCUUCAUCACGGUCCUGCUAUUGAUCCGGAUAAUAGGGACGGUGUAGAUAAUCAAUGGGUUUUAGACACAAUAAAGAUGAUUGUUCAUACACACUUCCCAACAUUGGAAAAAGAACCAAGAAUUGUUGAAACAUGUAUAUACACGAAUACACCGGACAAAGAUUUCAUUCUUGACCUUCACCCGUCUUGGAAAAAUGUCGUCAUCGCAGCUGGGUUUUCAGGUCACGGGUUCAAACUUGCUCCAGUGGUUGGCAAGGUUCUGUCACAGCUUGCAACCGGCCAGAAACCAGCGUACGAUAUGUCACAUUUUAAGAUUGAUAGAUUCUUCAAAAAUAAGCUGUAACAUUAUAUACACUGACACAAUAAGAUUUGUUACGUGUGGCUUAUUUCAUGUUCACAAACUUAUAUAUUAUAGUCUUCUUAUUUUUUUUCUUCAUAAAAUGUUAUAUUUUGUAUACAUUUAUUGUAACCUCGAAUUGCACGUGAUUAUGUUUUUGUUGUUG